AUGACAACCAGACAUUCCCCAAUCCGGAGGAGUCCCCGGCUGAAUGCACUCGAGGCGCUACAAGAACCAGAUGCCGCAAUCGACUUGCCCGUAGACACCGGAGAGAAUGCAACUGAUGAGGCGCCUACCGCAAAUAUGAAUAUUGAGUCCAGCAUAGUGGCUGGAAUACCCGAAGCUGUCGGCGCUGACGAGCAGGAGACCGUGUGCAGCGCACAACCUAGCGGAUUCCAAGAAGCAAGACUGCGUGCGAGAAUUGCCGAGUUGGAAAGGCAAUUGCAAAUGGUAACAAGGCCGGCGACACGUGCGGAGGAUCCGCCAUCUUUAAUUACAGAUACAAUGCCAGCAACGCAUAGGUUAGAAUCAGAUCGUCCGAUUAAUGGACUACAGCCACCACUAAUAAACACUCGCCCUGAGCUGCCAUCGACAAUUGGAACAAUGCCCCUGAUCUCACCAAACACGGUUGGUGGAUGGAUGACUAGAAAAAUCCCGGAACUGCCAGAGUUUUCGGGACUACCAGAAGAUUGGCCAAUAUUCUACUGCGCGUUUACUGAAACAAAUAGUGUAUAUGGAUGCACGGACUUGGAGAAUAAUCAGCGUCUGGUUAAAGCUCUUAAGGGCGAUGCCCGUGAAACUGUUAAAUCUCUGCUUAUCCAUCCCAGAAAUGUGAACGCAGUCAUAAAUCAACUAAGAUUCCGUUAUGGGCGUCCGGAGCAGCUCGUACGCAGUCAGCUUCAAAGCGUGCGUGAUGUUCAACCGAUACAAGAGCACAAUUUAGCAAAGAUUAUUCCAUUCGCUACGCGCGUGAGUAACCUGGCUGCGUUUUUACAAUCUAUCAACGAGAGCCAGCACCUGGCUAAUCCAACCCUGUUAGAUGAACUAACCUCGAAAUUGCCGCUGGACAAGAGAGUGGACUGGGCUAGACGCGCCGCAUCUAUAAAGCCCUACCCGACUGUCAUCGACUUUAGCGUCUGGUUAGAAGAACUAGCUAGCGUAAUAUGCACUAUCGUGGACUCCGACCACAGGGAAGGCAAACGACGAAUACUGUACACGAAGUUUGAAGAAGAGACGCGCGUCGAGCAACAUGGCCAACCCUGUCCAAACUGUUACGGGUCACACGAUAUAACCGAAUGUGCGGAGUUUCGUCUUGCUUCACCGACUGCGAGAUGGAGACUUGUCAAGAAGUACCGUCUAUGUUUCUUGUGCUUGAGUCCCGGGCACGUAGUUCGAAAGUGUACCACCAAGUACAGAUGCCAUAUAGGAAGGCUUCAAUGUCAAAGGCUGGACAUGGACACUAAGACAACGCAACUAUUCUUUCGGAUCCUGCCAGUGACGCUUUAUUGGCCGAACCGUCGAGUAGAGACGUACGCACUGCUUGACGAAGCAUCAUCGGUAACCAUGAUCGAUGAAGUGCUACUCAAGGAUUUGGGCCUUAAUGGAGAACGCAUGGAUGGGUUAGAUCUGCGAAUGCAGACCUUGAAUCAGGACUACCUCCAAGUAAUCAAUCCGCAAUCACGUUUCCCUGUUGAGGCAUAUACUAACGCCGUGCCUAGGAUCCUAAUAGGCCUGGAUCACAAGUACCUUGUCGUGCCAUCCAGCACCUGGGAAACCUCCAAUAGGGGACCGUACGUGGCCGUUACUAGGUUAGGAUGGGAUGUCUCUGGGGCGUUCCACAAGCAUCAACAUACAUCUGCGCCAAAGCCAUGUCUAUUUGCAGCAACGGACACCGAUGAAGUUCAUAAGAUGGUCAGCGAAUACUUUGAACUGGAGAACCUAGGGGUGAAGCCAACUCCACCAGCCCCUUCAGAUGACGACAUACGGGCACAAAGUAUUUUGAACGAGACGACGGUAGAAUUACUCGGGCGGUACCAGACGGGAUUAAUCUGGAAACGUGACAACGUAAAUCUACCUUCCAGUUAUAAAAUGGCGUUAAAUAGGUUGAAAACUGUUGAAAGAAAAAUGGAAAGAGAUAAACAGUUUGCCCAAGAGUAUAAAGGAAUGAUAAAUGAUUACAUAAGUAAAGGAUACGCUCGACGUGUAGAGCGAGAAGAAGACACUGCAGUCGGCAGCGGCAAAAUAUGGUAUCUGCCGCAUUUCGCAGUGACGAACCCGAAUAAGCCAGGGAAAAUUCGGCUAGUCUUUGACGCGGCUGCCAAAGUGGGCAACGUGUCACUGAAUUCAGAGCUAUUAAAGGGACCACAGCACUAUAGGCCGCUUCUUUCUGUUCUAUUCCAUUUCAGAGAAGGAGCUGUUGCGGUCACCGGAGACAUCAAAGAAAUGUUCCACCAGAUCUAUGUACAGCCCCAGGACCGACGUUCUCAACGGUUCCUGUGGCGGGAUGGAGAUAGACAACGAGAAGCUGAUGUGUACGAGAUGCAGGUGAUGACCUUUGGAGCUGCCUGUUCUCCAAGUGCCGCACAUCAUGUCAUGACGCUAAAUGCGAUGCGUCACCAACAAGUAGACCCACGAGCGGUCAAAGCUAUUACAGACUAUCAUUAUGUGGACGAUUAUGUGGACAGUUUCGCCACUGAGGACGAAGCUAUAUCAGUCUCUGCCAGGGUCAGAGACAUACACAAGACUGGAGGAUUUGAGCUACGCCGAUUUCAAUCCAACUCACCUAGCAGCGCCUUCCAGAAAUGGCGCCAUCAGCUAGAAGGAGUGGGUCUGUUCCGAUGCCCGCGUCACUACUUUGGAUCAGAAAUGGUGAAGUCAAUACAAUUACAUGUCUUCACUGACGCCAGUGAGUCGGCGUACGCGGCUGUGGCCUACUGGAGGGCCACCUACCAAAAUGGGGAUGUACAAGUGAGUUUCGUUUGUGGUAAAACGAAAUGCGCUCCGAUGAGAACCAUGUCAGUUCCACGACUGGAGCUGCAGGCAGCGGUGCUCGGUACACGCUUGAUGAACGCUGUGAAGAGUGGACACUGCAUGGAGACGGAAGAUGCCAUUUUAUGGACAGAUGCCAAAACGGUGCUGCGUUGGAUAUGCAGCACUCUUAGACGUUAUAAGCAGUUCGUCGGUAACAGAGUCACAGAAAUCUUAGAAUCCACAGGUGCUUCCCAGUGGAGAUGGGUCCCUACCGCGGACAACGCGGCGGAUGAAGCGACGGGGCCACAAGGGCAAGUUGACUUUAGCCAGAAAUCGCGAUGGAUGUGCGGGCCUAAAUUCCUACAGCAGCCGCAAGAUUUGUGGCCCCAAUCAACUACCGAUCUGACAGACAUCGAGGUUGCAGCCGACGUCGAAGAGUCACCACCAGUCCAGCCGACGAGUGAGCUGAAGGGACUGCUACCCUACCUUGACGACUUAGCGAUUGUACGCGCAUCUGGGAGAAUCGAUGCGGCCCUGUGUUUACCGUAUGGGGCGAGAAGGCCCAUCAUUCUCACGCAUAGGCACCCACUGACGGAUUUGAUCGUUCGUCACUACCAUGUAAGGAUGAAACAUCAGAAUGUAAACGCAACUAUCACCGAGAUCCGCAUGAAGUUCUGGAUAACGAAAGUGCGCCGGGUACUGCAGCGGGUUAUCCGGAAUUGUGGUGUGGGCAAACUCCAGCGUGCAACCCCAACCCCACCUUUAAUGGGUCCGUUGCCUAAAGAUCGCCUAAAACCGGGUGGAUGGCCAUUUGAGUACACUGGUUUAGACUAUUUCGGACCACUACUUGUGACGGUGGGUCGACGCCAAGAGAAGAGUCGAUCAAGAGGCACCUUUGAUGCCCAACGACCUACCUUCACCCGCGGAGAGUGA
Drosophila willistoni is the source of this 3735-nucleotide messenger RNA. RefSeq lists its product as uncharacterized. The record is from RefSeq and is a predicted model, not a curated record. The transcript is spliced from 5 exons. Lineage: Eukaryota; Metazoa; Arthropoda; Insecta; Diptera; Drosophilidae. Bases 1 to 3735 code for a protein of 1244 amino acids.